This is a messenger RNA of Eublepharis macularius, 783 nucleotides long. It is a transcript of the gene CDNF, whose product is annotated as cerebral dopamine neurotrophic factor. Gene Ontology annotation, cellular component: endoplasmic reticulum. The record is from RefSeq and is a predicted model, not a curated record. Gene Ontology annotation, biological process: dopaminergic neuron differentiation; neuron projection development. Lineage: Eukaryota; Metazoa; Chordata; Lepidosauria; Squamata; Eublepharidae. The transcript is spliced from 4 exons. Bases 54 to 596 code for a protein of 180 amino acids.
GCGGCCUGGCUCUCCUGCGGGCGCCUUUCGCGGCAGUCCCGCCGGGCAGAGGCAUGGCGCGGAGCUGGUGGCGGGUGGCGCUGGCCGCGCUGAGCCUGGCCGCCUGCGCCUUCCCGCCGGCCCGGGGCGCGGAGGCCCGGUGCGAAGUGUGUCAAGAAUUUUUGGGCAGAUUUUACAGUUCUUUAAAAGAAAAACAUUCUGAUUUCUCUGUGGCUUCUAUAGAAAAUGAACUAGUCAAAAGUUGUGCGGACACGAAAGGAAAAGAAAAUCGCUUGUGCUAUUAUAUUGGAGCUACGAGUGAUGCUGCUACCAAGAUCAUCAGUGAAGUCAGCCGCCCAAUGAGUGCUCAUAUACCUGUGCCUAAAAUCUGUGAGAAGCUGAAGAAAAUAGACCUUCAGAUCUGUGAGCUCAAAUUUGAAAGAAACCUUGACUUAACAUCGGUCAACCUGUCGAAGAUGAGAGUGGCAGAGCUGAAGAAGAUCCUGGAUAGCUGGGGAGAAGUGUGCCAAGCCUGCUUUGAAAAAACAGACAUCGUGAACCGGAUUAGGGAACUGGCCCCCAAACACACAGCCCCGACUUCUAGAACUGAACUCUGAUGACAUUUGAAUCGAGCAAAGCACAUGCUUGCUUACUGCAUUUUAUGUGCUUAUUUAUUCCAGCGCUGUAUUGGUGUCCAGAAUGCAGUGGAAAGACUCCUGCGUGGGUGUCAUCUGGAUGGUCCAUGAAAACAGAUCAUGGCAGAUGCAGAUUAAAGGGCUAGUGUGGAGCUAGCUUUAGAGGAAA